Messenger RNA from Hylaeus volcanicus, 1402 nucleotides. RefSeq names its product transcription initiation factor TFIID subunit 7 (gene Taf7). Gene Ontology annotation, molecular function: RNA polymerase II general transcription initiation factor activity. The record is from RefSeq and is a predicted model, not a curated record. Bases 16 to 1260 code for a protein of 414 amino acids. The transcript has 8 exons. NCBI's taxonomy places the organism in Eukaryota, Metazoa, Arthropoda, Insecta, Hymenoptera, Colletidae. Gene Ontology annotation, biological process: transcription initiation at RNA polymerase II promoter; RNA polymerase II preinitiation complex assembly. Gene Ontology annotation, cellular component: transcription factor TFIID complex.
AUCAACUUUACAAGGAUGAAUAAUUUUGCCGUAUUACGAAGAAAUAUGAAUCGCCAUCCAAUUUCUGUGGAUGUUAAGAAACGCACUAGUGAGCCUCCAGUAGAAUUAGAAAGUCAAUUUAUUUUACGUUUACCACCGGAACCGUCACGAGUUUUGCGAGAAAUUUUACGUAGUGGUUUGCCUUUAAAAGACAGGUUGAGUAUAAAACUGGAAAAUGAUAUGCGCUACGGCGAAGUUAGAUUCGAUCAUUGGCUUCUUCAUGCUAAGGUUGUUGAUUUGCCAACAGUUGUGGAAUCCUUGAAAACGAUUGACAAUAAAAGUUUCUACAAAACUGCGGAUCUAUGUCAGUUAUUAAUUUGUAAAGAAGAAGAUGAUCACACUACGACGGACGAAGAAUCUCCGGUACGACAGAAGAAAAAGGAUCCGAAUAAAGUAGACAAAAAGUUUUUAUGGCCUCAUGGUAUAACCCCUCCUACCAAAAAUGUGAGACGUAGAAGAUUUAGGAAAACAUUAAAAAAGAAAUAUGUGGAAGCUCCAGAAAUCGAAAAGGAAGUAAAGCGUUUGUUAAGGGUAGAUAAUGAUGCUGUUAAUGUUAAAUGGGAGGUAAUAUGCGAAGACAAAGAUCAAUCGAAACCAAGCAAAGUAUCGUCGUCUGGUACUGUGAAAACUAAAAGGGAAAGUAUUAAUGGUAACACUUCUCAAAGUCUCGAUGUUGCGGAGGAUGACAUAUUUGGCGAACCUCUGAGUGAUAGCGAAGACGAUGACGAAGAAGCAAACAUAAAUGUCAUGGAAUUGGAUGAGAACAGUCGACUUUCGGCGGAUAGUAGAGUAUCGGAUUCUAAUUCUUUGCAAGCCACGUAUUCAGAAAGAUCUAAUAACACGGCAACAAAUAACAGUCUCGUUACGGAGUUCAAGAAGGAAAUGUUCCAGAAUGAUAAUAAUGGUGAAACAGAAAGCGAAAAACCAGUAGAAAUAUCAACAAAAAUGCCUAAACUGGAACAAUUCCAUUCAGAAUAUAUUAUCCCAGACGAUUUCUCAGAAAUACCAGCUGCUCCAUUAUUAAAGGAUUCGUUACAAACACGUCUUGCAACGUUACACGCAGAAUUAGCGGAAUUGCGACAACGAAGGCAACAACAAGAACUUGAAAUAGCUAAUAUCGAAAAUGUUAAAUUGCGGCAAAGAUUUCAAGAAAUAUUGGAUAAUUUACUAACACAAGAAAUGCAAAAGGUUCAAGAGAUUCAAAACUUAGAGUUGGAGUAACGUUUAAAACAUCAAGAUUUGCGGAGUUCCUUUACCUUGAUAUCAUUUUUCAUUUAAAAAUGUGACUGCAAGUCAUUACAUUAAACAGCGCCUUUAAUAUGUAUGUAAAAUAUGAAUAAAGAAAUGCGGAGUAAACAACUAA